Molecule: messenger RNA, 7246 nt
Organism: Schistosoma haematobium
Lineage: Eukaryota; Metazoa; Platyhelminthes; Trematoda; Strigeidida; Schistosomatidae
Exons: 8
Coding region: 549-1241 (230 amino acids)
Source: RefSeq, a predicted model, not a curated record
GGUGCGUUACGUAAAUUCGUUUUGUGGCUCUUUUGUACAAUCGGUUCGUGUAGACUGAUUUACUUGUCUUAGAUUGUGAAAUCUCAAUCACUCAAUGCAGUUAAUGAAAACAUUAACACUUGGAUGAUGACUUAACACCUAAAGUCCUCUAUUUAUUAUAUGAGCUUGAAUUAUGUUAGAGGGCUUUGGUCCAGUUACUCCAUAAUUUGUUAGACUCCAAUGAGUUCCGCGUAGACAAGUGCGUUUUCGGUUCAUAAUCAAAAGACUAAAAGAUUCUUACCAGUUUUUGCGUAUGAUUUGUCUCUCGAAUAGAUCAACUAUGGUAAUAAUCCAUCCGAUAGUUGGCCAGCCAGUGAGAAAAUCUGUGUGCCAGAAGUCUAGUUAAGGAAAACAGUUUAACUCGAGUUGAAAUAUAUUUCUUGGAAUCCGUUACCAAAAUUCAAAUCGUUCAUUUUUUAUCAACCCGAGCAUCUCGUCAGUCUUGCUCAUAACAAUCUUUUGGGCUCGUAAUUUAUCAGUUAUUAAGGUCAGAGUUUGUGAUUCAGUACAUGGAUCCUUUUCAAAAGCGAGAUAAAAUUCCACGGACACCACCUGGUCAGUCUUUUGUGGACAGAUCUUACAUCUUUGAUGGUACAACAAAUGGUGACUGUUCUAUUUACGACGAGUCGGGUAAUCGGAGGACUUCUGUUUUUGAUACAGCUAGAAAAUACACUCUCACUUUUGAUAACUAUGGGAACACAAGCCUUCGAACUUCAUGUGACAUAGUUUCACUCGAUAUUUCUUUGUCACUGAAACCAAAUAGAAUUUCAAGAAUCGGUGAUUUGCGGACAAGUUCACAUAUGGCAUCCUCUAGACAGUAUGGAUUGUUCACAUCAUCACCUGUUAAUGAGUCUACUCCCCGUCCAACUAAAUAUCCCCAGAAGGAAUGUAAUGAACAAACAGUUGCUAAUUACACAUCUCUAGAUAAGGAGAAUAUUUCACCAUCCAAAGAAGUAUGUCCAGAGAUUGCUACGGUUAAAAAGUGUCAUGCCAAGAGAAAACGUGAAAUUUCACCUGAUAGUUCAGUCGUUAAUUCAUCGGUUCAAUCAACUUUUGCCGUUCCUUCGACAGUCCGGCAGCUUCGACCCAGACGCAAGGCAACUCCUGUCGUCAGUGACCAGUCAUUGUCUCAUCAGUCUGAAUGUCUAGUGGUGACGAAAAGUGCCCAAAAGAAUCCAAAUAUGAGGUCAACAAAAAGGUAAGAUUUUGUAUAACAUGAUCGUCACAAAGUCCCAUAAAAAUGUAAGUGAUGUCUGCACAAAUUUAGAAGAAAGGACUAGGUAAGGGUGUCUAAGGCAAACGUGAAGUAAGUCCAUGAAACCAUUGGCUAUUGAACUAAGCUAUGCAUAUAGGUACAUACUACCUAGUUGGGCUCCAUGCGAUUAUUGUGACCAAGGGUUAGAGACUGAGUGACUUGACUCAAAAUCGUUCAAAAUGGUCCUCAUGUAGGUUCCAAGUCUUAAUUAUUCACUGCACGAAUCCAUAUUUUCUUUUCGAACGAUAUCUUGGAUGAUUCAUCUUUGUCACCUCUGUUAAUGCUAUUUCCGCACAUACCAUUGUCACAUCUGGUUAUGCUGUUGUGGUGUGCAAACUUGAACCGACGCACACAUGUCCUAUGUUAUGUUCAGCUAAUUCAUUCACCCUACAUGUAAAAUUUAUUCUGUAAAGCUUAUCAUAAAUACAACUGAUCUGAUUAAAGUAAAAUAAUUUGAUAUAUUUGAUCCGUUUAAGCAAACGAACUAAUUCGUCUCAUCUGUCUGAAGUAAUGAAUUCCCCAGUAGUCAUUGCCGAUCCUGUAACCCCUCCAACACUUGUUCCUCGACACAGGCGAUUACAGCCAGCCAAUACUCAGAGAAGACGACGUGCGAAUGUUAGCACUUCAUCUACUUUGGAUCACAGCAAAAUGUCAACCUCUAAUUCAACUGAAAAUGACUCAACUAUUCAUCAACCAUCUACUGUUCGGAAAAAACCAAGGGUACAAGUCGCUUAUAAUAUUGAAGACGAGCCAAUAGCUGCACGUUUACGACAUAAAACACGUGUCUCUUAUACGGGAACAAAAACUUCAAUGUAAGUUUUCAUUAUUGUUGAUUUAAACAUUAGUACUACACGUUUCCAAUGUUAUGUAGACAUUUAUGUGCAUUGAUGCUAGAAGGUAUACUCUAGAAAAACUUCUGCUAUUAUACUAUUGUGAUGUAUGCCACUGAUGCCAAUAGAUAUAAGUAGUAUGUACCACCAAUCGAAAGUCGAAUGUCUGGAUGCAGAAGAUUAAGAUCGAAGAGAAUGAGAACAGAGGGUGGUUGGUGUGAAACGAAGAAACAAUUUAGUCUGAGACAAUUGAGUGAUAUUUUGUAAAUGAAGUAUUUACCAUAUGGUUCUCAGAUUCUAGUAAGACAUUCUGUAAUUUUGUGUUCAAAUACAUUUGGUUGUGCCCCACUGGUGUUCUCGUUCAUUACACUGUGCUACCAUGCUCUGUUUGGGCGUCCGGGCGGUAUUCCAUCCCUCACACAAAUCGAACCAUUUGUGUGGCGCAUAUAUAUUUGAUGCCUCCAUACACCAAUGUUUGUAAGUACACGCUCAGUUCUGAAGUUAUGUAUGUAGUAAUAGUGUAAUAUUUCCCUCUAUAAAUCAGCGUUUCCUACUGUUUCAUUUUCACGGUUUCAAAAGAAGUAGUAGUGUAGUGAACGAGAACUCAGUUUUAAUGCACAAUUAUACAGUUGCUAAGCAAAAUAUGGAAAUUAUACAUUAAGUACAUCAUUUGCACAUCUUUGCAGUGUCCUUUACAUACUUCAUUAUUCUUCUGAUUCUGUUGUUAUCUCGGUUGCUGUCCGAUUUCCUUCUUUUUCUCUUCAUUUCAAUUUUCUGUUGGCAGGCAUUCCCUUUCCGACUGCUGUUAUAUACUACUUAUGUCUGCCAACAGAUGUAGCAUACACUACUGUAAUAAUGAAGAAAAGGAUUAUUAAUACACUUGACCAGGUUAAGAUAUUUUAUUGACUCUAGAGUCUAAAUGCCUACUUAAUCUUAUAAACAGACAAACAUUAAAUAAAAUCCAAUACUUCUUAGUUGCCUAUUGUAAUCAACCAAACUGUCAUACACAAUACCUAUGGUCAUUAUUGUUUAAAAUACUGUUAUUCUUUCCUUCUAUAAAGAAAUCUGUUAUAAAUUUAUUUUAUCAGUUUUAUUAAGGAAAUGCUAUUUCACAUUGGUCUAGUUAAUAUGUCAUUCAGCUACAACGUAGGACCAGGCACAUAUAUGCAUCGGUCCAAUUUGCCAUACCUCAUUAGCACAACAAGAUGAACACCGAAUUCAUAGGAGUAAUUAAGUCAAUGGUAGUAAUAUAUAAAAGAAAGAUUGCAUAUAAUGAUAUAGUACAGGAAGAAAGAAUUAGUUGAUAGGAAGAAAGAUAUGAAGCGAUUUUAAUCUCAUAGUUUAAGAGAAGAUAGAGUGUGUAUACACCGACAUCAUUGUGAUCGAUUUUGAGCCAUGUCACCAAGAGUCUACAAUCAUUGGUUACGAUAGUCACGAUAGUUAAUAUAUAGUAACUUUUAAAUAUAUGUACACUGAUAUAUCUAUCAUUAAGUGAAAAUUGUUUUUUACAUGUUAUCGUAUAGACAUUCAAUGUAGUCUUUUUCAUAAUAAAUGUUUUAAUUUGGUAAUAUUAUAAAUAGUAUAUUCCUAAAAUGAUCAUAAAUAAUCAUUAAAAACUUGUUAUGCUCGUAUGAUUUUGAUAUGAUUGAAAAGAUUUAUGAGUCAGGUAGAUAAUUUCAAUGAAGUUUUGUUAUCUAAGCUGGGUGGUUUAUGAUAAGUUUUCCAACUGUACACUUGAAUCAGUUUCCUAAAUUUUUUUUAUAACCCUAGACUAAAAUGUACACAUUUAUUAUUUAUUUAAACACAUGAAUAUUGGUACGAAGAGGUACCAAAUAGUUAUGCGCCACAUAAAUCAUUCGAUUUGUAUGAAGGUUGGGAUACUGCACGGGUGACCAAACCGAGGCAGGUAGUUUUCUUAGGGGGGCCACACCCGGAACGUUUUACCUAAAGGUCUGAUUCACAAUGUAGUACAGCAACGUCAGGAGAUGCAGUCCUAUGGUAGCUGGUGACCAACGAUUGGUUCAUACGACAUUUAUCCUUCAGGAUACCGGAGCCCAUGUGCACCAUUAGUUUGGAAUCACGUUGUCCAACUCCCCUAGGUAGACUCUGUAUCCAUCAACCCGGUUAAAGUUCCGGACAUAGGCUUUUCGUCCUCUGAAUUUCGUAAACAACAGUAAUGCCGCGAGAAGGCAGUGAGUAGGACUUCCCUGUUAGUGGUUGUAUGCAUGUGGCCAUGUGAGAUCAUUUGAAGCAGGUGGGCUGACUCCGUACCGUCGGCCGUACCAGGGCAUCUGGGAUCUACGAGAGAAAAUGCGCAAAGUGUGAAAAGAACCCUUUGCUCCAAGAUUAUUUAUGCACAGGGAAUCGUGGGUAUUCAUAGUAUUUCAGAUUGCCUUGUGUUUCUGGUAGUUUCUGGAUCCACCAUACUGAACAUAGUAUCAGUAUAGGCAAUUAUCCAAUCAGAAGUAUGACAUACAAUUCUUCACUUACUAGAUGUUUCUGAGAAACUUCUAUUCAAUUCUGAUUGGAUAAAAUGUUUCCCAGUGUUUUCAGUGCCCAUUUAUUGAGAAAUACAUUUGAUCUCCUUAACACCUUUCUUCUUUCACAAAAUAAAACUUCAUCUUAAGAUUUAAUUGCUAUAUCCAUUUGAUAAAGUUCACUUUUACUACCCCAAUAUACUGAUGAUUGUUGAUUCAAUAAUAUAAUGAAUUUUGCAUGAUUAAACUAUCAAGUUUAGGGAAAAAACUUCAUUUAAACAUUAUUUGGUUCGUUUUUUUUAAACUUUAUAACUUAACCAACUUAAUUCUGUUAUUCUUUUCAUUAAUUUAUAUAGGUAAAUAAUAGUAUAUAACUAUAUAUAUUCUGUACAAAGUAAAUUGAAAUCAUACAUUUAUCUCUAUUCAAUAGUUAUCUUGUCAUUCCAAACUACAAUGUUUACAUUUUCCUUUCUCCAUGUAUCUAUUUACAUUUGUAGUUAUAACUAAGUAUCUUAAAUAAAUCAUACUACUUAUAGGUUAAUUUUGUUAUAUUCAUUCCAUUCCAUUCAUUUCUUCUCUUCAAUUAUUAUCUCUCUUUCCUUGAAUGUAUACUUUUGCAUAGAUUUGCUUUUGUACUUUCUUUUUCUUCUCAAUUUUACAAUAGGAUAAAAAUAUACUAUUUUUUUUAACAUAAUGUUUUCCAUUUACAUUCGGUUUAUACAAAAAGGUAAUUUUUGUUGUGUUUGUGUGUGAGAGAGAGAGCGGGAGAGAGGGAAGAAAUUGUUCUGGUCUGUUUAAGAUUUUUAUUUCAGUAGUUGGAAUCAUGAAUCAAUUGAAGCUAGACCACCAUGGGAAACCUGGAAGCACGGGUCGGUCGUCUCGUCGUGGUAUGGGACUCUUCAACAAUGUGCGUCCACAAUCCCGCCCCCCGCGGGGGGGGACUGACUUCAAGAGGCAUUUCCUGGAGUCCUAGUGAGAAGCUGUAACCAGUGGAGUUCAACAAGGUUUGUUGUGAGAUAUCAGCUUACUGAAGACAAUGGCGUACGGUGGAGCAAUUUCGUGGAUUGGUCGAAGUUAGACAUUAACACCGUUGGAUGCCGGCCAACUCAGUGGUCUGAUGGUUCGACGCUCGCGCCCUUAACUGACAGGUCCUGGGUUCGAAUUUCGCGGGGCGGGAUCGUGGAUGCGUACUGUUGAGGAGUCCCAUACUAGGACGAAACGGCCGUCCAGUGCUUCGAGGUUUUCUAUGGUGGUCUAGCUUCAAUUGACUCAAUUAUUGAAAUUUCUAAAAUCUCCACAAAAUCCCUUCUGAUUUUAGAUUUUUACUAUCAGAAAAAAAACUCGAUUUAUUUCAGUGUAGUAUGUCUUCUGUUUACAAUUGUUUGGUCACAAAUGUCAUGUUUUGCUAGUCUGAUUUUACUACUGACAGAAUUUUACUGAUCAACUUACGAUGUAGUCACCAGUUCAAGUGCAUGCGAUGUCAAGUCACUGUGUUGAGAUGUAAGGCGGUUGAAGGUAGUCUACAAGAAACCCUGGUUUCAUAAUGUUCGCCUGUCUUCACCAAGAUGUUGUAAUCUUGAGGGAACUGAUGCUUCUUGGCAGAUCCAGUCCUUUAUCACUCAGUUUAAAAAUCGGAGACAUUACUACUGGGCUGCUCAAACUUCGAAUUACCAACUAUAGGAACAAAAUGUAUAUCCUCAAGUUUACAAGUACACUGCUAAUGAAUUCCAAAUAGCAAAAACCUCAUGUUCAUGAUCUCCUGUCGAUUCACCUGACACAGCUGCCAUUUGUAGUCUGGUUAUUAAUGCGUCUCACUUGUCUCAGAUGGAAAUCAUGAGAAUGAAUCAAUAACUAAUAGAACACAAUUGAUAAUCGUGUAACAACCUUAUUAAAACUGUGGGUCGUGUUUGUGUGUUGUUAUUUGAAAACCGUUGUAUUAAAAACGUAUAUUUUCCAGUUAGCGAGCUAAAGUAUAACUAUAUUGAGUCUUUUCCAUCCAGCCUGUUUUACUACAUUUUUUAUCAAACCAUGCUAACUGACGAGUGAGGAUAAAUUCCAUUCUCAUUCACAAUUUUGACGUUGCACCUGGAAAUCAACCAAAAUGAAGCGGGAAUUAUUAUUUACACUCUUGUAAUUCACUAUUUGUCGUUUUUCCUGGCUUAUAUGAAAAAUGUAAAGUUUUCUACGGCGAAACUAACACUCAAACAUGCUACGGAGGUAUUCAAUGUUUGAUAGUCGGUCGUGACGGAAGAAAAAUCACAGUAUGGCAAAAGUCAUAUUGACGCCUGUCACCCCUCGUGGAGGAGAAUAGGCCAUCCACCAGUAUUCUCCAUCCAUCCUUUUCAGUUCCCAUUCAUCAUUUUGACGUCUGCUUCCGAUUCCCGAUGUAGUGCGUUCUUCGGUCUCCCUCUUUUUCAUUUCCCUUCAGCAUUCCAGGUAAGUGCUUAGCAAAAGACAUACCUCCAAUUAAUUCUAUAAUAGACAUUAUCCCGAAUUAUCUACAAUUGAUUGACCAAGCAAUUGAAAGCAUAACCGCAGUUAACGACUAAGAUACACUUAAAUGACUUGGAGAUGUCUAUCUCCAGCUCUAAAUGACUGGUCGUUUGUCUGGAGUAAAGAAGCUGACCGUGUUUUCAACUAUUUGG